CGCGUGCGCAGUUCCCCGGUCCGGCGCCAGUCAUGAGCAUCCUGGAGCAGGAGUGCUGGGCAUUGGCGGUAGCCGAGUCCGCGCUCGAAUUCGAACACCGGCUGCCCGUGGUCGGCGCCGUGCUGGUCCGUCGCACGCGUUCGCCCCGCGUCGAGUUCACGCUCCGCGGACGUCUCGAACUGAUAUCCAGCCCAGGGUACAAGAUCCGCUUGCAGGGACUCCAGAUGGCCAGGAUGACCAUAGCAAUCAUCCACCGGUCGGUCACCAAGACCAUUCGGCGCUGGCGCACCAGAGGUGCCGUCGUAGUCUCUUCGCUUUUGACGGAGCGCUCUUCUGCUGAGCCCUUGGUGGAGGUUCGGCGAGGGUCGGUUCCGCCCCCGCUGUCGGCACGACGCGGCUGGCUGCAGCAGCUCAGCUUCGGGAGCAUCGUCAUCACCAAGCCAGAGGAAGACCGCAUCUACACGAUGACUGACGCAACUCCAUGGACUCCGCUCCUGUCAUUGUGCACGGAACCCAAGCCGAUCGAAUUCCAGCAGAUCAUUCCAAAUAACUCCAAGGUGGCAGCCGUCAGCUGUAAUGACAGUGACCGCGAGCUGUUCUGCCUUGGUAGUUGCCCAGCCGAGGAGAGGCUGGUGCGCGUGCUCCGUCUGCGCCAACAGGACGUUCGCUGGCACACCACCCGACUCACCCUGGCACGCGAGAUUUGCGGCCUCAUGGAUAACGCCCAGAACCGGACAUCGGCAUUCUUCCUGGACGCCAGAACCAACCUGGUCCAUGACACGCAUCCGAUGUUGCUAUGGGACGCACGCCAUUCACACCGUGAAGGCCCAGUCGCAGGAGACACCACACCACCCGAAGACCUGCAAAAGCCUGAACACUACCUGGUGACCGAGAUGCAGCCUGGCUGGCGUCCGCUGACCUCUACAAGGUGA
Dermacentor silvarum is the source of this 932-nucleotide messenger RNA. RefSeq lists its product as uncharacterized. The transcript has 7 exons. The record is from RefSeq and is a predicted model, not a curated record. The coding region runs from base 33 to 932 and encodes 299 amino acids. NCBI's taxonomy places the organism in Eukaryota, Metazoa, Arthropoda, Arachnida, Ixodida, Ixodidae.